UUGAACUACGUGAAGCACGCGUUUUUCGGGUGUACGAGUAUAUUAUUCCGCGGAGAAAGAUGAAACUAAACAAACACGUUUCUUCGUCGCGACGCAAGAGCCGCAAGCGGCACUUCCAGGCUCCAUCGCACAUCCGUAGGAAGAUAAUGUCAGCUCCACUGUCAAAGGAGCUGAAGCAGAAGUACAAUGUCCGCUCCAUGCCGAUCCGCAAGGACGAUGAAGUGCAGGUAGUGCGAGGACACUACAAAGGCAAUCAAGUUGGCAAGGUAGUGCAGGUGUACCGUAAGAAGUAUGUCGUGUACAUUGAACGUAUCCAGCGUGAGAAGGCGAACGGAUCGAAUGUUUAUGUCGGUGUACACCCGUCGAAGUGUGUGAUCGUCAAGCUGAAGAUGGAUAAGGAUCGUAAGAAGAUUCUAGAUCGCCGAGCGAAGGGACGUCUGGCCGCCCUCAACAAGGACAAGGGCAAGUACACCGAGGAAACUGCUACCGCCACCGCGAUGGAAACUGCAUCUUAAGUUUAAAAACAAAUCCCGCUUGUUUGUUGUGAGUCGGACUGAAUGUAUCCGUCAGAAUUAACAAGAUUGUGUGUGCGGUCGUGGAAAGCAGAAGAAUAAAAUGAAAGUAAGGAGAGAAAGUUAUA
Molecule: messenger RNA, 640 nt
Organism: Anopheles nili
Lineage: Eukaryota; Metazoa; Arthropoda; Insecta; Diptera; Culicidae
Gene: RpL26
Product: 60S ribosomal protein L26
Exons: 2
Coding region: 60-515 (151 amino acids)
Biological process (GO): ribosomal large subunit biogenesis; cytoplasmic translation
Cellular component (GO): cytosolic large ribosomal subunit; ribosome
Molecular function (GO): structural constituent of ribosome; RNA binding
Source: RefSeq, a predicted model, not a curated record